Messenger RNA from Eublepharis macularius, 6134 nucleotides. RefSeq names its product RAB11 binding and LisH domain, coiled-coil and HEAT repeat containing (gene RELCH). Gene Ontology annotation, molecular function: protein binding. Gene Ontology annotation, cellular component: trans-Golgi network; recycling endosome. The record is from RefSeq and is a predicted model, not a curated record. The coding region runs from base 70 to 3663 and encodes 1197 amino acids. The transcript has 29 exons. NCBI's taxonomy places the organism in Eukaryota, Metazoa, Chordata, Lepidosauria, Squamata, Eublepharidae. Gene Ontology annotation, biological process: intracellular cholesterol transport.
CUUGGCGGGGCUGCCGCUGGCUGCUGUGGUAACGGGGCUCUGCCUGAGUGGGCAGCCUCCUCUCCCAAGAUGGCGGCGGCCGGAGGAGUAAACCCCUUCCUUAGCGACUCCGAGGAGUCCGACGCUGAGGAGAGCAGGCCGGGGGGCGGCAGGGGCGGCAGCAGCGACCCCGGAGCCCCGGCCGCCCCGCUCCCGGCCCCCUCCGCCCUCUCCUCCUCCCCGCCCUCUCAGCAGCUGCCUCCGCCGCUGCCGCCCCUGCAGGCCGAGGAGCCGCCGCGGGUGCCGGUGGACGCCCUGGCGGCUCAGCUGCUGCGCGACCAGUUCGUGCUGACGGCGCUAGAGCUGCACACGGAGCUGCUGGAGAGCGGCCGGGAGCUGCCCCGCCUGCGCGACUAUUUCUCCAACCCGGGCAACUUCGAGCGGCAGAGCGGAGGCAGCGGCACCCCGGCCCCGACCCCGCCUGCCUCUGCAGCCCCGGGGGGUAUGCCUGUGGCCGGAGGGGGCAAGGAAGGCGGCCCCGGACAGCUCCAUCGUGCUGGAAGCAUUAGCACUCUUGACUCAUUGGACUUCGCAAGGUAUUCAGAUGAUGGAAACAGGGAGACAGAUGAACGGGUGGCUGUCCUGGAGUUUGAACUACGGAAAGCAAAGGAGACCAUUCAGGCCCUCCGAGCCAACCUGACUCAGGCUGCAGAAAAUGAAGUUCCUUUGCAGGAACGGAGAAAUUACAAAUCAAGUCCUGAAAUUCAGGAACCAAUUAAACCUCUUGAAAAAAGAGCUCUAAACUUCUUAGUCAAUGAAUUUUUAUUAAAAAAUGGUUAUAAGCUUACUUCAAUAACUUUUUCAGAUGAAAAUGAUGAUCAGGAUUUUGAGCUGUGGGAUGAUGUGGGGCUGAACAUUCCGAAGCCCCCAGAUUUGCUACAACUCUACCGUGAUUUUGGGAACCACCAAAUAUCUGCAAAAGAUGUUUUGGACAUAGCAGUUGGCACAGAAGAUGAUGAAUUGGAAGCAACCACUCCUAUCCUCGAGAACAUUCCCCUAUUUGGAACGCCACAGUCAAUAGAGCAAUGUGUAAUGGUGCAGAAACUGGAAGAUCAAAUUAAUGCAUUAUGUACUGAGAAAUGGUCUCUGAUGGAACAGAUACAACGACUUGAAAGUGAAAUAGACUACUUAAGGAAUGAAAAACCUGCUGUUCCGGUAAUAUGUGACUCGGUCCAAUCAUCUUUAGCUCAAGUGCCUCUCCCAUUCUCUGAUGAUAACGGAAGAUAUUUGGAUAUCAAGAGUUCAGCUACUGACAGUAACCAUGGGGAAACUGAAGAGGAAAGACUUUUCACAAGAACUGAACCUGAAUCAAGAAUCCCUAAAGAUAACACUAAAAGUUGUCUCCCCAACAAGGAAAUAGAAAAACUUCCAUCUUGUUCUCCAUCCAUUAAAGCUGCCAUAUACUUUGAUAAACCUAAUAGGAAGCUGUCACCUGCAUUCCAUCAAGCGUUGCUGUCUUUCUGUCAGAUGUCAGCAGAGAGCCGCUUGGGAUCUGAAGUAUCUCGGAUUGCUGAUAGUGAGAAAAGCGUCAUGUUAAUGCUGGGGCGCUGUUUGCCACAUAUUGUUCCCAACGUCCUGCUUGCAAAGCGAGAGGAACUGAUUCCACUCAUAUUGUGUACAGCUUGCCUCCAUCCUGAACCCAAAGAGAGAGAUCAGCUCCUACAUAUCCUGUUCAACUUGAUCAAAAGGCCAGAUGAUGAGCAAAGGCAAAUGAUUCUGACCGGGUGUGUAGCGUUUGCACGACAUGUUGGACCAACACGUGUAGAAGCAGAACUUUUACCACAAUGUUGGGAGCAGAUCAGCCAUAAAUAUCCAGAGAGACGACUCUUAGUGGCAGAGUCCUGUGGAUCAUUGGCACCUUACCUUCCUAAAGAGAUUCGUAGUUCACUGGUACUGUCUAUGCUACAGCAAAUGCUGAUGGAAGAUAAGGCAGAUCUUGUACGAGAAGCUGUGAUCAAAAGCCUUGGUAUCAUCAUGGGCUACAUUGAUGAUCCAGACAAAUACCAACAGGGUUUUGAACUACUACUUUCAGCUUUGGGUGAUCCUUCGGAACGAGUAGUUAGCGCAACUCAUCAGGUGUUCUUGCCUGCCUAUGCUGCCUGGACAACAGAACUGGGAAAUUUGCAGUCCCAUCUUAUACCUACAUUGCUUAGUAAAAUUGAAAAACUUCUCAGGGAAGGAGAGCACGGGCUGGAUGAGCACAAGCUCCAUAUGUAUCUUUCUGCUUUGCAGUCUUUGAUUCCCUCACUGUUUGCACUGGUGCUACAGAAUGCACCUUUCACCAGCAAAGCAAAGCUUCAGGGUGAAAUCCCACAGAUAGAAGUGACAAGAUUCCCAAGGCCUGUAUCACCUCUGCAGGAUGUGGCCACUAUAAUUGGAAGCCGUGAACAACUGGCAGUUCUGUUGCAGCUUUAUGAUUACCAGCUAGAGCAUGAGGGUACUACAGGCUGGGAUACCUUACUAUGGGUUGUUAAUCAAUUGUUGCCACAACUUAUAGAAAUAGUUGGCAAAAUUAAUGUGGCCUCAACAGCCUGUGUACAUGAAUUCUCAAGGUUUUUCUGGCGGCUUUGCAGAACAUUUGGAAAAAUCUUCACAAAUACUAAGGUAAAACCACAAUUCCAAGAAAUCUUAAGGCUCUCUGAGGAGAAUGUUGAUGCUACAGCAGGAAAUGGAGUGCUAACAAAAGCCACCGUUCCUAUCUAUGCAACGGGUGUACUUACAUGCUAUAUCCAGGAAGAAGAUCGCAAGCUGUUAGUUGGAUUUUUAGAAGAUGUAAUGACUAUGCUUUCAUUAUCACAUGCUCCUCUUGAUAGCCUGAAAGCAUCUUUUGUGGAACUGGGUGCAAACCCAGCAUACCAUGAGUUGCUGCUAACUGUAUUGUGGUAUGGCGUUGUCCAUACUUCAGCACUUGUUCGUUGUACAGCUGCUAGGAUGUUCGAGCUGUUGGUGAAGGGGGUCCAUGAGACUCUGGUAGCUCAGAGAGUUGUUCCUGCUCUCAUUACUCUCUCCAGUGACCCUGAAAUCUCUGUAAGAAUAGCCACGAUUCCUGCUUUUGGUACCAUCAUGGAAACAGUCACUCAGAGAGAGCUGUUAGAGAGGGUUAAAAUGCAGUUGGCCUCUUUUCUGGAAGAUCCCCAGUACCAAGACCAACAUUCCUUACACACAGAAAUCAUAAAAACUUUUGGAAGAGUUGGGCCAAAUGCUGAGCCACGAUUUCGAGAUGAAUUUGUCAUUCCGCACUUGCAUAAACUCGCACUGGUUAAUAACCAACAGUCUGCAGAUUCAAAAAGAUUGGACAUUGCAACUCAUCUCUUUGAAGCGUACAGUGCACUCUCCUGUUGCUUUAUUUCAGAGGAUUUAAUGGUCAAUCAUUUUUUACCUGGACUCAGGUGUUUACGGAAUGACAUGGAAACACUUUCUCCAGAACAUGAAGUUAUUUUAAGCUCCAUGAUAAAGGAGUGUGAACAAAAAGUGGAAAAUCGGAGUGUCCAAGAACCACAAGGCUCAAUGUCAAUUGCAGCAAGCCUUGUGAGUGAAGAUACAAAAACCAAGUUUCUAAACAAAAUGGGCCAGUUGACCACAUCAGGUGCCAUGCUGGCUAACGUAUUCCAGAGGAAGAAGUAAAUUUGAGAAGGAAGUCCUUGUAAAACACAUGAGAGACCUCAUUAAGACUGGUUCCUUGUACUUGAAGUACUUGCCUUUCUAUUUCCCCGUCUUAUGUUCUUGUAGUAUAAUUUUACUCUAACCUACAAAGAUAUUUGCACUGCUCUUGAAUAUCGCUGUGUAUCUGUUAACUUUCGGUUAAAUGUGGUUGAUUAUAAAACUAAAUUAAGUCUGUAUCAAGUCCCUGUCCUGUGUUCUUGUCUUUCCAGCAUAAUUUUUAUAUAUAUAUUAUAUAUAGUGAAGAUUUUUUUAUUUCCUGAUGGGUUAUUGGCUGAUAUCUGUAUUAUAAAUGAAGCUAUUAUGAUGGUACUUAUAAUAAUGUAAAUUUGAAGUUGCUGUCAUGAAGUAAUAAAAGUGGAGAUUACUUAUGUAUUUAAGUUACGAGAGAGUAAUGCAGAAUUUUUUUAAUGUUUCUAAACAAAAGGCAAGAGUCACCAGCACUAGUCUGAUUCCAGGAUUGGGGGGGUUUUUUGUAAGUAUUGUAUAUUUUUGAAUUACAAGGAGAUGGGAGAAAAUAAUGUAUUAACAUUACCACUUGCACUACAAGUCUUCAAGGGAGACCAGAUGGUUACAGAAGUGAUGGAUAUACGAUACGUUACAGAUGCGCCUCUCAAGUGUAUUGGAGUUCUUUAUGUGUGUUAAGCAGCUUGGUAUUAGCUUUCCUGAUAAAAAAAAUAUCCCAAUAAGCAUAGAGUGGGGACUCAACAACAUCUGAAAAUGCAAUGCUAACCAGGUUUACUUGGAAGAAAAUCACACCAGUUUCAGUGGGACUUACUUCUAAGUAAGGAUAUUUAGUAUUACUGCCUUAGUGCUGAUUUAAGGUUCGGUAAUUGCCAUGCAGCAUCCAUGCAGAUGUUACACCGCUCCAAAGCCAUGUUUCAAAGGCGAGGCUUUUAGGUGUGCUGUAUCUACAAGUGAGAACACCAUUUACCUUGGCCAGAAAUCACAGGUGUCAAAUGCAGCGGGUAUUUGGGCCAUCACAUAGGGUAAGCACAGCUUUCAAUGGAAAGCUAGACAUAAGGGCUUUGCCCAUCGAGCAGCAUCCCUUUUAAAUCAGAUGUUAGUUCUAGAGGACUCCACGAGACUUGCAGUGCAGGGGUUGAUAGAGCAUGUUGUAUUUGACCCCCGCUACACAGCUCCACAGUGAUCAAAAGCAAUAAUUUGUUUAGCCCUCAACACAAAUUCAGUUUAAGCAAUGGCAUUAUUAAUGCCAUAUAGCUAUUUCCUUUAAAAAGUCUCCUAAUGUGCUCAUUUGGGGCGGGGGGGGGGGGGAUAAGUCACAAACACUACCAUUAAAUUAAUGCUGAUUUCGAUCACAUUUUCUCCCAUGCAAAACGCUUUACCUGUCCUCACAAUACUCUUUUGAAAGAAGUUAGGACUUGUCUAAAGUCACUUAUGCAGCAUUAACUCCAAGCCAAUUGAUUUCAGUGGUCUUAAGACUCAAGUAAUUCUGCGUACAAAUGCACUUUGUUUUAUAGCUGGGGGCAGGGUCUGAAAACCUGGACAGCACUGACCGAACUAAAUUUGAUUUUUAGUCCUUUAACACGUACUAGCAAGAAGGUUUUUAUGAACUUCUGCUGAAAUAUGGUCACAUACUCUGUCCACGUGUGCUGCUUCACAAAAACACAAGGCAUAGAAAUUAACAUUCCAUUAAGGUAUCACAGUAUUGUGUGAACACUGAUACAGGGAGACAGGCAAAGGUGCAUAAGGCCUAAGGCAUUCUGGAUGGAUGACAAAGUGCUUCAUCCCAGUGUGCUUUUUUUAAUUAAAAAAAAACUGUAACGUGUUAUGAGUAACCAGAAGCUAUCCCACUAGUAUUUCAAUUCAAAGAGAGACCUGUACUGGUUUCAGCCUUUAGUGGUCAUGGUAUCCAAUCAAACGGGCAUGAACCCAGAUGCUGCCACACCUAAGGGAACACUGUAAGUAAGGGGGCAUGAAGAACAGCCAGUGCAAAACUGUCUUGAGGCCAGUGCACAGUACAGGCAGAAGGAAGCAAAUGUUUCACAUUCAGGCCUCCCUAAAUAGUCCUGCAUCAGGCUGUGGAUUCUGCAUUAAUACUGUGUUUUCCAUUGCCUGUCAUAGGUUGGAUCCUACCAGCUUUUCUGGUGCAAAUUCUCUCUCUCACUACAGCCAUGCCCAACAUGGCUUUUUGGCGACAUGGAUCCUGUGAUCCCUAAAGUAGCCGUUGUGGGGGGCUGUUAGAAGGGGUUUCUCUCUAUGUUGUAUGAGUUUCUGUUGUUGCACAAACAUCUCAGUUUCAUCAGGGUGACAAAUGGGUCAGUCCUGCGCUCUCUCCAGCCAAUUGUUCUGAUGCUGUUGCAAAUGUAUUCCUUAGCGGACUGUCUGGUUAUGAAAUGCUGGAGGCAUUCCUCAGGAACUGGAAGUAGCUAAGUCUCUUGUCCUUUCUUGAGUUAAAUAAAAUGUUUUACAUA